Messenger RNA from Bombina bombina (fire-bellied toad), 1200 nucleotides. Its product is annotated as signal-regulatory protein beta-1-like. The record is from RefSeq and is a predicted model, not a curated record. NCBI's taxonomy places the organism in Eukaryota, Metazoa, Chordata, Amphibia, Anura, Bombinatoridae.
AUGUUGGAGGGGCAGGUGUGCUCACUGGGUGACACCACUGGUGGGGGCCCUAACUGCUGGGUCCAGGGCCAAAUUGCUCAACUGCUCAGUCCAUCCCUGCUUGCCCUUAGGAUAAAGCAAAUCUACCUAGUCCUCUACAGUGCAGUUCUGGAGCCAACGGAAUAUUCACAGAGUGCAAUACUGGGAGCCAAUACCAUUAUCCCUUGCACAUUCCAUGUGGGAAACCUCCCUUUAAAAACUGAAUUUUUGGCUAUAAUUUGGUACUUUCAAGGAAAGGAGAUUUUGAACUCUGAUGAUAUUGUUAGAACAUCACAUCCUAGGGCGUCCUUAAACAUAAAUAAGUUAACAGAUGGAAUUGCGUCUUUGUUGCUUACCAAUGUAACAAUAUCGGACAGUGGAACCUACAAAUGUUCAGUGAUUUAUAGUCCAGAAAAAAAGGAGGAGGAAGUUAUCCUCAAUGUUUACGCUAUUCCAACGAUCAUAAUCACAAAUAAAGUUGUUGUAAAGAAUAAGGAGAGCUUUCUCAACAGCACAAUCACUGGAUUCUACCCCAUUGACAUUGACAUUAAAUGGCUCAGAGGCAAUGAGGUCCUGGAAUCUGUUACUCAUUACCCACCUCAGAGACAUUCUGAUGGGACAUACUCAGUGAAAAGCUCUGUCAAAGUAACACCCACUAAAGAAAAUGAAAAACAGACCUUCUCAAUCAGGGUCUACAACGCAUCUCUACAUGAACCUCUCCAGAAAGAUUUCCAACUUGUCUAUGGAGAUUCUCCAAGGAUGAGAAUUUCUAAUGAGGUAACCAAUGGGAAUGACAAUAUAUUGCGCUGCUUAGCCACUGGAUUCUAUCCAGAUGACAUUAAUAUUACUUGGAUUAGAGAUGGAGAAAUCCUCCAGAAGUCACUAUUGGGUAAACUUGAACAGAAUCAGAAUGGUACAUACAAUGUGGAAAGUUCAGUGACAGUGACAAAGGGCCCUAAGGAACAGACAUUGUCCUGCAAAGUCCAACACGCAUCCCUUAAAGAGCCUCUUCAAGAAAACUUCAUACUGAUGAAAAGAGGGGCAGGUUUCUUCUUUGUACGAAAUAAAGACUCCACUCUUAGACCGAUUAUUGACUACCGUGAGCUCAAUAAGUGCACUAUCAAAAACCGUUAUCCUCUGCCUUUGAUCCCAGAGAUGAUUGAAAGGACUCUCAGAGGCUAG